AUUUUAUUUGUGUAGUAUAUCCGGAGAGCUUCGACACGGUCACACUGAACAUAUGUUCCGGAAAGAAUGGCUGCGAUUUCGCGUCGGUAAAAAUAGCAAAUACUUGUUAAUGUGCUGUGGGAAAGGCUCCUCCCCGGCCCCAAAGUGGCCCCGAAAAGCGUGAGCAAAUGUGCGCGCUGCAAGAUAGCCGCCGCGAAACAAACGAUAGUGACGAAAGCGCCUAAAUCAAAGUACCAGCCGUCCCGAAAUUACGAUGAGUGUGUCGCGCGGCAGCAACACAACGCUGGACCUGCAGCCCCUAUUGGCGGACAGCGAUGACAACAAGGAGCAGGAGGAGAAGAGCGGAGGUUCUGGGGGAGUAACGCUACUCAAUGGCUCCGGUUCGAAAGAGCUGGGCCACCGCGAACGCGAGGAUUCCGCCGUGUUCGUCAAGAAGAUCGGCAGCGCCCUGUUCUACGGCAUCUCCUCGUUCAUGAUUACGGUGGUGAACAAGACGGUGCUGACCUCCUACCACUUUCCCUCGUUCCUGUUCCUCAGCCUGGGCCAACUGACCGCCAGCAUUGUGGUCCUGGGCAUGGGCAAGCGCCUGAAACUGGUCUCCUUUCCGCCCCUGCAAAGGAACACCUUCGCCAAGAUCUUCCCGCUGCCGCUGAUCUUUCUGGGCAACAUGAUGUUCGGCCUGGGCGGCACCAAAACCCUGAGUCUGCCCAUGUUUGCGGCCCUGCGACGCUUCUCCAUCCUGAUGACCAUGCUGCUGGAGCUCAAGAUCCUGGGCCUGAGGCCUACGACGGCGGUGCAGGUCAGCGUAUACGCCAUGAUUGGAGGAGCCCUGCUGGCCGCCUCCGAUGACUUGUCCUUCAACAUGAGGGGCUACAUCUACGUAAUGAUCACCAACGCCUUGACCGCCUCCAACGGGGUGUAUGUGAAGAAAAAACUGGACACCUCGGAGAUCGGGAAGUACGGCCUGAUGUUCUACAACUCGCUGUUUAUGUUCCUGCCUGCCCUGGCCCUGAAUUAUGCUACGGGGGAUCUGGACCAGGCGCUGAACUUCGGGCAGUGGGACGACUCGGUGUUUGUGCUGCAGUUCCUGCUCAGCUGCGUCAUGGGAUUCAUUCUGUCGUACAGCACCAUCCUGUGCACGCAGUUCAACUCGGCGCUGACCACCACCAUUGUGGGCUGCCUGAAGAACAUCUGCGUGACCUAUCUGGGCAUGUUCAUUGGCGGGGACUACGUCUUCUCGUGGCUCAACUGCAUCGGAAUCAACAUCAGCGUGCUGGCGAGUCUACUGUACACGUACGUCACUUUUCGGAGGAAGCGGGCUCCCGAUAAGCAGACCCACUUACCCAGCACCCGCGGCGAGAAUUGGGCACGUACGGCCCGAGCGACAAGCUUUAACCGAAGACAGGUAGUCAGGGUCAUGUUUAUGCGCGAUUAAGAUGAUGAUGAGAUGAAGCCGACGAUCGUGCUGAUAAGGUCACCGGGUGUACCUCCCCAUGCCUCCUCUAUGAAUCCACAGAUAAUCAUGAUGCAACGCUGCUGGCGUCUUCCAAAGCCUUUGGCCCUGCGACGAGGUCUUACUUUGGGCCAGGUUAAUAGCCAAACGGUGACCACUGAAGCGCCUGAGUCGGAGCCACUAGACUCUUUCGAGCGGCAGUAUCUCAAGGAUCGCAUCGAGAUAACGCCUUUCCAGCGGGUUAUCCUUGGAGCUGGAUCCUCCAUUGCAGCCCUGCUGGAUCCAAGACGCCACGAUAUGAUCGCAUGUUUGGGCGAGACGACCGGUGAGGAUGCUCUAUGGAACAUUUUUGAUACGAUGCAAUCCAGUGAGGAGGGUCAGCGCAUCAUGGCCGACAAGCCGCGUAUCCACACCAGUACAAUUGACUUUAAGCUCUUGGAAACUUUGCCACCCGAUACUUUUGGUGCCUCCUACGUUAAGUUUCUGAAAGACAAUCAAGUCACGCCGGACAGUCGCAUGCCCGUGAAGUUUUUGGAGGACCCCAAGCUGGCCUAUUUAAUGACGCGGUACCGCGAGUGCCACGACCUAAUCCACACAGUGCUGGACAUGCCGACCAACAUGCUCGGCGAGGUAGCUGUCAAGUGGGUGGAGGCUCUGAACACGGGUCUACCCAUGUGCUACGGCGGCGCGGUGUUCGGAGCGGUGCGCCUACGUCCCAAGCAGAGGCGUGCGUACUUGAAGCAAUACUUGCCCUGGGCUCUAGAGAACGGCAAACAGACCAAGCCCUUGAUGCCGGUCUACUGGGAGAAGCGCUGGGAGCAGAACAUACACGAGUUGCGCUCGGAACUAGGCAUUACUGUUUUAAAUAAAGUUUGAUGACAAGUUUUGAUUUUUAAA
Drosophila gunungcola (fruit fly) is the source of this 2350-nucleotide messenger RNA. RefSeq names its product UDP-sugar transporter UST74c-like. Gene Ontology annotation, biological process: ubiquinone biosynthetic process. Gene Ontology annotation, cellular component: mitochondrion; mitochondrial inner membrane. Lineage: Eukaryota; Metazoa; Arthropoda; Insecta; Diptera; Drosophilidae. The record is from RefSeq and is a predicted model, not a curated record.